CACUUCUGGGGAUCAUCGAAUGUUCUGGAACCGCCUUCUCACUCCAUUUUAAAACCCUAGCGACAACCCUCACUCUUCGCUGAAACACCAUUUUAACACCUAACUUUUAUCCACAACUCAACAACUCGAAGCAUCUCCCAUGGCGUCUGCUAAUGCAAUUUCCACAGCUUCUAUCAUCUGCUCCCCGAAACAGGGGGGAUUGAGAAAUGGUAAUGGGGGUGUUAGUCAAUUGCGGACUGCUCAGACGACGACACAAUCGCAUCGCCGGUUCGCGGUUCGCGCUGCGGCUAAAGACAUUGCCUUUGAUCAGAGUUCUAGGUCGGCUAUGCAGGCCGGUAUUGAUAAACUUGCCGAUGCUGUUGGUCUUACUCUUGGCCCUAGAGGACGGAAUGUUGUCCUGGACGAAUACGGCGCCCCAAAGGUGGUUAAUGAUGGCGUUACAAUUGCCAGAGCUAUUGAGCUACCUGAUGCCAUGGAAAACGCUGGCGCUGCUCUUAUCAGAGAGGUUGCAAGCAAAACCAAUGACUCAGCUGGUGAUGUAAAGAAAGGAAUCGACAAAACUGUAGCUGGUCUGGUCGAGGAGCUGGAAAAGAGAGCCAGACCUGUUAAAGGUCGUGAUGACAUCAAAGCCAUUGCCUCAAUUUCUGCUGGAAAUGAUGAUGUCAUCGGUGCCAUGAUUGCUGAUGCCAUCGACAAGGUUGGAGCAGAUGGUGUGCUGUCCAUCGAAUCAUCCUCCUCCUUUGAGACAACUGUUGAUGUUGAAGAAGGAAUGGAGAUUGACAGAGGAUACAUCUCUCCACAAUUCGUUACAAACUCUGAAAAACUAAUAGUUGAAUUCGAGAACGCCAGAGUGUUAGUCACAGACCAAAAGAUAUCUUCUAUAAAAGACAUAAUCCCAUUGCUGGAGAAAACCACUCAAUUAAGAGCUCCUUUGUUAAUUAUCGCUGAAGAUGUUACUGGUGAAGCUCUAGCCACUCUAGUCGUGAACAAGUUGAGAGGCAUUCUUAAUGUCGCUGCCAUUAAAGCACCUGGUUUUGGUGAAAGAAGAAAAGCCCUCCUUCAAGACAUCGCCAUCAUGACAGGAGCUGAAUACCAAGCGACUGACUUAGGUUUGCUCAUUGAAAACACACAAGUUGAGCAACUUGGUAUGGCGAGAAAGAUCACAAUCAGCAAAGAUUCAACCACAAUCAUAGCCGAUGCUGCAUCAAAAGAUGAGAUUCAAUCAAGGAUUUCUCAAAUCAAGAAAGAAUUAUCUGAAACAGAUUCAGUCUACGAUUCCGAAAAGCUUUCAGAAAGAAUCGCGAAAUUAUCUGGUGGGGUCGCUGUCAUAAAAGUCGGAGCUGCAACCGAAACUGAAUUAGAAGACCGAAAACUCCGAAUCGAGGACGCAAAAAACGCGACAUUUGCAGCGAUAGAAGAAGGAAUAGUCCCGGGAGGUGGAGCUGCAUUUGUUCAUCUGUCAACAUUAGUUCCUGCCAUUAAGGAAAAGCUUGAUGAUGCAGAUGAACGUUUGGGUGCUGAUAUUAUUCAAAAGGCGUUGGUGGCACCAGCAUCAUUGAUUGCACAGAAUGCCGGAAUUGAAGGAGUUAUUGAUCCAGCCAAGGUGACAAGAUGUGCGCUUCAGAAUUCGGCUUCUGUUGCUGGAAUGGUGUUGACCACACAGGCGAUUGUGGUUGAGAAGGCUAAGCCUAAGGCGGCUGUGGGUGGUGCGCCUCAGGGACUGGCUGUGUAA
This is a messenger RNA of Lactuca virosa, 1732 nucleotides long. Lineage: Eukaryota; Viridiplantae; Streptophyta; Magnoliopsida; Asterales; Asteraceae. The record is from the annotation of a GenBank genome assembly.